This is a messenger RNA of Phymastichus coffea, 333 nucleotides long. RefSeq names its product atrophin-1-like. The transcript is spliced from 4 exons. The record is from RefSeq and is a predicted model, not a curated record. NCBI's taxonomy places the organism in Eukaryota, Metazoa, Arthropoda, Insecta, Hymenoptera, Eulophidae. The annotation marks the transcript as partial.
CAAAAUUUCCCGUCGGCGUAUGGACCCACGAUCGACGACGGAAUGACGUAUGGAAGUGGUUUCGGCCCGGUUGCCGGAGGUCCUGGGGCUGGUCCUGGUGGGGGUGGUACGGCAAGUCCUGGCGGAGGAGUCGACGAUCCAACCACCUAUCCACCAGAUUCGCCGUACUUCCCUUUCGGCAGUCGAGCGGCCCAACAGUCUGGACCUGCCGUCGCGAAUACUACGCCAACUGGUAAUGGGCCUCGGAUGUCUGGUGCAGGCGCCAACACCAAGAAGAAAAAGGAUCCGAACCUCGAGGCAGCCGAUGGAGAAGUCGUCACGUCACAACACUGG